AUGUCGAAUGAAGGACAAAACUUAUUGAGUAUUCCUAAGUUCGAUGGUGAUUACGGUCACUGGAGUAUGCUGAUGGAGAAUUUACUUUGUUCCAAGGAGUGGUGGCAUCUCAUUGAUCCAGGAUAUGUCAAGUUGGGCGCAGAUGCAAUGGAAAGUGAUGCGGAGAAAAAGGAAAGAGCAGAUCUGAAACUAAAAGAUCUGAAAGUCAAAAAUUAUCUAUUCGCAACCAUAGAUAAGAGCAUUCUGAAGACAAUCCUACAGAAAGAUACAUCUGCACAACUUUGGGAAUCAAUGAGAAGGAAAUAUCAAGGAAGUGAGAGGGUACAAAGAGCCCAAUUGCAAGCUCUCAGAAGAGAAUUUGAAAUCCUGGAAAUGAAAGAAGGAGAAACCAUUGUCGAAUAUUUCUUAAGAGUCAUGACGGUGGCAAACAACAUGCGCAACAAUGGUAAGGCAAUGCAAGACAUUCAAAUUGUGGAGAAAAUUCUACGGACUCUAACCAAGAGGUUCAAUUACAUAGUUGAUGAACUUCAAAGUUCACUCAUUGUCCAUGAACAGAAGUUCCGAAGAAGGAUCGAUGAAGAAGAGCAUGUGCUUAAAGUGACUCAAGAGGAGAGAAGCGGAAGAGGAAGAGGAAAAAACACGUUUGGAGGAUAUCGAGGACGGGGACGAGGGAAACCACCACCAGCUUACAAAGCAGCAAUAGAGUGCUUCAAGUGUCACAAAAAAGGACACUUCCAGUACGAAUGUCCAGAUUAG
Molecule: messenger RNA, 756 nt
Organism: Lathyrus oleraceus (garden pea)
Lineage: Eukaryota; Viridiplantae; Streptophyta; Magnoliopsida; Fabales; Fabaceae
Exons: 1
Coding region: 1-756 (251 amino acids)
Molecular function (GO): nucleic acid binding; zinc ion binding
Source: RefSeq, a predicted model, not a curated record